UGGGCUGAGUUGAAUUGUGGGUGGGUCAUGAAGCCCGAACCGGUCAUUUGAUUUUGACUCUCUCUGUUCUCACUUCUCACAGCACAUCACAACACAAACACACGACGCAUGAAAGGGCUUGCGGUGUCAGUGCCGGUGUCAGGUUGCUGCUGAGAUUGUUGUGUUGUGAGGGAAGCUUACCAGAUCAUUGUUGAAAUCUCUGGGUGAUGGCAUGCUCAGAACCUGUAAGUGCAGAAGGGGAGACUAUGUCAGUGGAUGCUGUCCCUAGGAAGCCUCGGAUUCUACUUGCUGCUAGUGGGAGCGUUGCUGCUAUCAAAUUUGCAAAUCUUUGUCAUUGUUUCUCUGAAUGGGCAGAAGUAAGAGCAGUUGCCACAAGUUCAUCUUUGCAUUUUAUUGACAGGAAAUCAAUUCCUAAGGAUGUGAUUUUAUAUACGGAUGAGGAUGAAUGGUCUAGUUGGAAAAAACUAGGCGAUGGCGUGCUUCACAUUGAGCUUCGGAGAUGGGCUGAUAUAAUGGUCAUUGCUCCAUUAUCGGCAAACACUCUUGCCAAGAUUGCUCUAGGAUUGUGUGACAAUCUACUGACGUGUAUUGUGCGAGCCUGGGACUACAGCAAGCCGAUGUUUGUUGCACCAGCCAUGAACACUUUUAUGUGGAACAAUCCUUUUACAGAGCGGCAUCUCAUCUCCAUUGAGGAUCUCGGCGUUUCUCUUAUCCCACCUGUUACAAAGAGGUUAGCUUGUGGGGAUUAUGGCAAUGGUGCUAUGGCUGAACCUUCUACCAUUUAUUCAACUGUAAGACUCUUUUUUGAAUCAAAGGCUCAGCAGGGUAAUGGUGAUAUUUAACAAUGUUAACAAUCUUACAAGUAUGAAUUACAUACUCGGAGUUAUCUUGAACCCUUGAUCUUAUUUUGUUGCAUUAUAGUUUUUUGCAUUUGUUUUUCCCUUACAAUGUAGAGUCUGAUCGUAGGUGGUGUGUAUUACUAUGGAGGGAAUAUGUUGCUAUCUCCUUUAUGUCUCGUAGAGUGAUGCUUGUAUACCUCCUUAAUCAUAGUAUUAUGUGUGUAGCCUCUUGUACUUGCUUUGGAUAUGUACUCAUGGAGCAUCAUUGAAUAUGAAAUUUUAGCAAACACGAGUUUGUUUCCCUAUCUGUAAAAUGACCUCAAAAUACUCGAACAAAUUUUUAGUUUUCCUGUUAGUAUAAAUGUAGGUGCUACUUAGGUCAGUGUUGUGGAUCACAAUUUUUCAG
Messenger RNA from Gastrolobium bilobum, 1245 nucleotides. Its product is annotated as probable phosphopantothenoylcysteine decarboxylase. Gene Ontology annotation, cellular component: phosphopantothenoylcysteine decarboxylase complex. The transcript is spliced from 3 exons. Bases 207 to 842 code for a protein of 211 amino acids. Gene Ontology annotation, molecular function: phosphopantothenoylcysteine decarboxylase activity; FMN binding. Gene Ontology annotation, biological process: coenzyme A biosynthetic process. The record is from RefSeq and is a predicted model, not a curated record. Lineage: Eukaryota; Viridiplantae; Streptophyta; Magnoliopsida; Fabales; Fabaceae.